AUGACUUACGAUCUUUGGAAGUUAAUCAAGAUCAAAGAGAACAUACUUAAAAAUCAUAAGCGACGACCCUCAGAUGAACGAACAAAAGAUAUGCUAAAACAUAUUUCUAAAAAGCUGCAGGAGGUGAAGGAUCAGACAAAGGAGGACUAUUAUAACAAAUUAUUUUCAAAUACGAACCAGAAGAAUAUGUGGAAGAACAUUAACAGUGUCAUCGGACGGAGUCAAGUUGGAGAUAGUACCAUUAAGCUGAUUCUGGACGGGCAGGAGACUAGCCAUGGACCAACGAUUGCUGACACAUUCAACAAUUACUUCAGUUCUAUUGGACCCCAGCUCGCCUCUUCCAUAAAUAGUAGUCGUAGAAUCGGCAGAUUCGUGCUGGAAACAAAACAUGACGUGAAAAUUCAUCUACAGAACUUAGGACGACAACCUAUCCUGAUAUUUCACCAAGGAGAAGGAUGACUCAGACUGGACUACAAAUAUUAUAUACACCAUUUUAAUCUCACCAUCAUUAGAACACAAAUCAAAGGCCUCAGAGAUCAAUUUGAUAACUUUAGCAAAAACCAGUUCACGGAUUUAAUAGUUGAAAAAUUUUACGAAAUAGAUUUCGCUUUAAAAAGCAUAGACCCAAUUAGAAGACAUAAGCGCUGGGAUAGUUUAGGUACGAUUUGGAAAUUCUUAGCUGGUAGCCCAGACGCCAACGAUUUGAAAAUUAUAAAUUCAUCCAUAAAUAAUCUCAUCAUUAAUAAUAAUGAACAAGUAAAAAUAAAUCGCGAAGUUAAUUUACAACUAAAAGAGGCUAUAUUUCAAACAAAAAAAGCAAUACAGUUAUUUAACGUUAGAUCAAUAGAAAUGUACUGUACUAAACUCUUAUUUCACUUGAAUUUCUUGUCUGAAAAACUAAAUCAAAUUAUUAAUACUAUAAUGCUAGCUAAAUUAGGAUUAGUUAAUGAACAAAUUUUAAGCCAAAGAGAAAUUGACAUUUUAAUUACAGACUUAGCUAGGGAAAAUAUUACAGUUCACACUGCUGUGGAGGCAACAAAUUAUGCGACGACGUCGGUAGCAUCGAAUAACUUAGAGAUUGCCCUUAUCAUCAAGAUGCCAAAGCUAGACCCAAGGAUUUUCAACAAGAUACGUCUAUACCCCAUCAUACACAACAAUAAGAAAGUACAUACACUCCAUCAGCUUUAUCUAACCCACGAUGAUGAAAUUUACCGAAUAGGUUCAAUCGAACCAACCAUAUUCGCUACACACGAAAUUCAGCUGGAUAAUACAACUUGUAUACCGAAAUUGUUAAAAGGAGAACCUGCGACUUGCAAUUACACAUCAAACCCAAUCGAAGAAGAAGUCCUUUACCUUGACGAGCGACAUAUACUUAUAAACACGAUGAAAAAUUUCACUUUAUCAUCUAACUGCGGAAUAACUCAAAGGAAUCCUUCAGGAUCAUUUGUUAUAUUCUUCAGCAACUGUCAACUAUACGUCAACAACGUUUUAUACACAUCGAGAGUACAAACCUUACCAGGUAAUCCAUUUCAACUUCAUUUGGAUGGAGUCGAAAUCAAAAUGCAACAAGAAAUCUUGAACAUUAGUGUGGAACAUCUUCACAAGCUUCAGUUAGAAACUCUAAAGGAAUUGGAAUUGCUUCGUCUAAACAACACCAGUCUGCAUUUUCCACAUUGGAGUACCUUCGGAGGAAUGGCCAUUUCGCCAUUCAUAAUCGGUUCCCUACCUUUUUUAUGUUUUCUCAUCUACAGAAACAGAACGAUACAAGUCAAUCUUAACAACUCUCAUCCCAACAACUCAUCUCAAGACCAGAAUACAUCAAUGAAACCGGAAGCAGUAGAACUACCAUUGGACAACAUCCGACCCACGUUCAGGACUUUGUCAAUCAGAGACGUGAUUCAGAUGGAACCGAAUCACUAA
This is a messenger RNA of Toxorhynchites rutilus septentrionalis, 1920 nucleotides long. RefSeq lists its product as uncharacterized. Lineage: Eukaryota; Metazoa; Arthropoda; Insecta; Diptera; Culicidae. The transcript is spliced from 2 exons. The record is from RefSeq and is a predicted model, not a curated record.